Messenger RNA from Elaeis guineensis (African oil palm), 1363 nucleotides. Lineage: Eukaryota; Viridiplantae; Streptophyta; Magnoliopsida; Arecales; Arecaceae. The record is from RefSeq and is a predicted model, not a curated record.
CAGCAGCGCAUCACAAUGAGAAAAUUGGAUUAUAGGAAAGAUGUCUGUGAAAUCCCAACGGCACUCGAUUCACUGCACCUAUAUAUAUGAGGGUAGAUGAAAUGAGAACCUUCAACCUACCUCUUAUCUCUCACCCACUCCCUCCCUCUCUCUCCGUGAAGCAUAGAACUUAUUAAGGAAAUUAAUUAGAACGGGAAGGUGGUAUAAAUAGAGAACAAAAAAUGCGAAAAUCAAAUUAAAUUCUGAAGGAUUUCGUUCCUCCACACACUCUGUGCUCUUAACUGCAAAGGCCGGCUUUUACAGUCAGGGACGAAACGUACUGCUUCAAACCAGCAAUGCCAGUUCCUCUUAUCCCAUAUGCAGCACCUCCUGUGCCAUUUACACCACCAAAUGGUUCACAGAGCCAGAUUGUUUGUUCUGGUUGUCGAAAUCUUCUUCUCUAUCCACUGGGGGCAACAUCUGUAUGUUGUGCUGUUUGCAAUGCUGUUACUGUGGUACCCUCGCCUGGAACUGAAAUGGCUCGGUUAGUUUGUGGAGGGUGCCACAUGCUACUGAUGCACAUGCAUGGAGCAUAUAGUGUCCAAUGUUCUUGUUGCCACACCAUCAAUCUGGCUUUGGAAGGAGUCAUGAAAUCUCAUUAUCCGUCAAACUCUCAAUACUUUUCCACACCACUUGGAUCUCAUACCAGUUCAAUAGUUCAACAAUUACUACUUAUGAAAAGAGAUCAGAACUACCAGCUAAGAGCACAUGGUUAAGUACUUCAAUAAGGUGACACCAAUCACCUAAAUCAUGCAAAGAUAUCUUAUACCAGUUACACUUAGCCUCAUGGCCUAUGCUACUCGUGUUCCCAUCAAUUGUGUUUUGAAAAUUGAAUUUGAAGUAUGUCUCUAUUAGAAGGAGAUGGAAAACCUAACUUAAUCUGACAAAAUGACCUAGACCUAUUAAAUACAGGGAAAAAAAUACGAAGCUUCCUCAAUCAGGUGAAAAGGAAUUCGAGAGAUUGGAUCAUGUUGUUGAGGAUCUCGCAGACUCUCAGAAACCUUGUCAAGCCCCAUGGAUGAUCCAUUUGCAUGAUCAUUUCCCUUUGAAAUGAUUAUUCCUCAUAAUAAAGAAGUUCUACCUCAAUCUAGUUCCAAGCUUUUCCUAGCGAAUCUUGACAGCCGUGCAAGAUUUUUUUUUGAGAAAUUCUUUUUUCCGACUUUGUGUUGCUUCAACAAAUGUUAUAGAAUAGUAUUAACAAAUAAUGCCUGACAAGCUUUUUAGAAUAGUACUCGAAUACAUUAUAGAGUAAUCAAAAGUUCUUUAUGCUUAUAUGAACUCAUAAGAAUACAGAGAAGUUGCCUACAUGCAUUUUAACACCAAU